Pyrus x bretschneideri (Chinese white pear) is the source of this 1062-nucleotide messenger RNA. Its product is annotated as CRIB domain-containing protein RIC4. Lineage: Eukaryota; Viridiplantae; Streptophyta; Magnoliopsida; Rosales; Rosaceae. The record is from RefSeq and is a predicted model, not a curated record.
UGCAUCAUUCUAUCUUGUUCAUAAAGUCAACACCAACUGAUCGAUAUAAUAACACCAUUACGUUGUUCUUCCAUGGUUUGUAAGUCCCACAACAAAACAAAAAAGCUUAGGCUUUGUAGUUUUGUGUCCGAAGGGAUGAGGGAUCGAAUGGAGAGAUUUGUUGUUCUUCCUUUUGGCAUUGGCUGCGCUUCUCAGUCCAGCGUUGCUAUUGGCGCAGCAGCAAGUGCUGAUCAUCAACAAAGAAAACCUAAAGCACCACCUCCACAUACAGCAAAUGAUCCAAAAGCACAAGGAGAAAAAAUGAAGAGUGGUACUUUUCACUUCCUGACUCUUAAGAGGACUCAAAUAUCCAGUGGGAUGCAGAGAUUGAUCAGAAGCAUAAAAAGCUUCUCCCAAAUAUUCGUUUACAAGGAAGAGAUUGAGGAAGAGGAUGAGGAAGGAGAGAUGGAAAUUGGAUUGCCGACGGACGUGAAGCAUGUGACACACAUAGGACUGGAUGGGUCUGCCACUACCAAUACCACCGCAAACCUAAAAGCUAGCAGCUGGGAAAAUAAUUUCAACACUCCAGAAAUACUUUCUUUCCCUUCAAUUUCUUUAAAGCAGUUUGAGCUUGCCAUGGCUGCACAGACCACCCACCAACCUGAGCAGCAGCAGCAGCUCGUUGUUGAUCUCAAGACGCUGGAAGAUCCCAAAGAUCUUAGCUAGUUAAUAUAGUAAUUGAAGCUACCUGGUCCGUUUUAUCUUUGAUCAUCCUAUAUCAUGAUGUUAAUGCCUCUUAACCACAGAUUAUGCAUGCAUGCAUGCAUAUAGCUAGGAUUUUGAGUUUGAGGAGGUGGCCGGUGGGUGAAUUGGUUUACCAUGCUGAUAUAUUGAUUGAAUUGGCGCAAAACCAAGUGCAAUGACAUUGUAGAAUUCAUGCACUCAACCCCACUUAGUGAGUAAGAUUUGAUUAUUGUUGUUGUUAUUUGUUGUUGCUGAUCGAUUGAAUUGGUGUCAUAUGUGUUUUAAGUGGUUUGUAGUGGUACUACUAUAUAUAUGUAGCAAUUUGGUUAUUGAGUGGUA